Molecule: messenger RNA, 999 nt
Organism: Aegilops tauschii subsp. strangulata
Lineage: Eukaryota; Viridiplantae; Streptophyta; Magnoliopsida; Poales; Poaceae
Product: protein FAR1-RELATED SEQUENCE 5-like
Source: RefSeq, a predicted model, not a curated record
AUGAGGUUUGACAAUUUGGAAGGUGCAAAGGAACACUACAAUGUGUAUGCUCUGCAGCUUGGGUUUUUCAUCAAAAUGAGUACAUCAAGGAGAACUGGCGACACUCGAAUAUUGGUAAAGCAGCAAUUUGUUUGCAACAAGUUUCGAAAACCAACAGAGGACGAUGGAGGUGCAGAAAAGCCCCCUGUCCUAGACAAAAUUGUUGAUCAGGCAGAACAUGUUGACGAAGAUGAUGAUAUUGUCUUUCUUGAUGAUGAAAGGCGUAUGAUUGGCACAGAGCUGAUCGUCCCCUAUGGUACUAAGCACAUUAAAAACCUCAAGACAAUGUUAAACAAAGAUGCCACCAAAGAAGGAGAUAUGAUUGAGACAGUUGCCUACUUCAAAGAUCAACAAAAAGAUGAUCCAGACUUCUUUUAUAAGAUAAAGUACAAUGAGGAGGACAGGGUGGAGAACAUUUUCUGGGUUGACGGUGCAGCUAGGAAAGCUUAUGUCGAGGCUUACCACGACUGCAUCUCGUUCGACACUACAUACAUGACUAACAUGUACAACAUGCCCUCUGCACCAUUUAUUAGAAUUAAUAGACACGGGCAGUCGUUCAUGUUGGGCUGCGGCUUUGUUAGGCAAGAAAUGGCAACGAGCUUUGAUUGGCUGGUUGAGACGUUCCUUGAGGCGAUGAAUGGUAUAGCACAAACCAACAUCAUAACUGACCAAGACAUUGCGAUGGCACAAUCCAUCAAAAAGAUGUUUCCUACGAGUGUGCAUCGUUGUUGCCGUUGGCAUAUAAUGAAGAAGGCACAAGAGAAGCUUGGAUCAAUGUUGGCGCGAAACCCUGGUUUGUCGCGUGAUUUCAAUGAAUGUGUUGACUUCAGCUUGACACCAGAGGAGUUUGAGACAGGAUGGACUGCUCUACUGUUGAAGUAUGAGGGUAUGGUUGACACCGACUUUGAGAAUCUAUAUAACUACCGGGCAAUGUGGGUUCCUUGUUACUUCAAGCACUAG